Ruditapes philippinarum (Manila clam) is the source of this 1690-nucleotide messenger RNA. RefSeq lists its product as uncharacterized. The record is from RefSeq and is a predicted model, not a curated record. NCBI's taxonomy places the organism in Eukaryota, Metazoa, Mollusca, Bivalvia, Venerida, Veneridae.
UCGCUUUGUUCUUUGGAGAACCGAACUGCAGACCUAUCAGCAUGUCUAGACAAGACAAAAGAAGUGCUUUUGUUACCGGACAAGUUCUGGUUUGGCUCUGAUUUCUCACAGAGGUGCCCGAAUAAUGAGGACAGCGGCGUGUUUUGUAUGAAUCCGAAACCAUCUGCUCAAAGUAUACAAGUCAGGCUGUUUUCUUCUACGGACUUCACUGCGGGACUUGAUCGGUUUCUUGAGUUAAAGUUCGAGUCGGGAGGAAAGAACUACAAAGCAUGCGGGAACACAUUUAAAACGACGGAAACCUGGAGUUACAACGCGGAUCCACUUUCUGACACUGUUGUCUACCCUUGGUAUGUGAAAAAUUUCCCCGUUUCCGUAAAUUGGAGCUAUACAUCCGGGGAUUUGUAUACGCUAAUGGUGUAUGAUGCUGGAUAUAUGACGUCAAGCGGUCUUUACAUAAAUAUAUUGAAUGACGACAUACUUUCUGCUGACGUUAUACGUGACUAUGUUCAGCCACUUAUUGGUACAGACAUCAAAAACCCCUACCUUUUUAUGCUGUUUAAACAAAAUGGCAAAAUAACACUAUCUGAAGAAUGGAUGAAGAGAUUCACAACAGGGAACAUGGCCGGUGCAUGGACCAUCGAAGAAUUUACAACGGCCGUUAAUAUGAAUGGGCUUGUGGCUGUGAACUGGAUUGUUGUGACAGGGGAUGAGUGGGCGGCCCAGACAAUGAUGGACAGAGGGGGACCCUAUGCCUUGUGUCCUUUGUUCGCAACAAAAGCUUUACAUGAAAAGACAAGACCAUUUAUUCCAAGUGAUACCCAACUUUCAGUGUGGGUAGAUUUUGACUAUAUGGUGCCAGCCGACGAGAACAUGAACGUAUGUUGUAAGGACUUCUCUUAUAGAGCUGAAAACUUUACGGUAAACCCUCUUGGAAGCAAAGCGCUAAACACGUGGCAAGUCCGGACUGGUAUACCUUACGACCUAACAUUUACAAAGCUUGGCUAUUUUUCUCAACGUCACAAUUUCUCAGAGGAUAUGUACACUGUCAUAGGACACGAUCCAGAUGUUCCAAUUCCAGCAGCAGGUACAGAAGAACGUCCUAUCUUACAUCUUCUUGCCACAAAUAUUGUCGAUGGAAACUUCAAAGAAGGUGACAUCAGUUUAGCAUGGGAGGGGCCGUUCCCGUUUGCAGACACCGUUCCAACACGCCAUGAUUACUACACUCUUGUUUACAAACAGCAAGGACCAAUCAACGCUACUGAGCUGAGGUAUAAAUAUGCCGGAAAUUGCCAAGGGAGACUUGCAGGGAGGUGUUUGUACGAUAUAAAUCGCGCUGUAAGCGACAACAGUUUGACACUUGUUGGUGCCACUUGGUUCAUUGCGCAAAAAGAUCCGUACGUGUUAAAAAGGCAGAUUGACAAUACCGGAAGUGACGAAGCGGAAGUGUGCAAAGGUCUACCCGGUUACAUGAAACCAUGCACAGGCUCAGCCAUAAUCAUUCUACCUUCUCACUUAAAUGUUUCUAUUCUAUUUCUCCUGUGUAUGCUUGUAUUUUAAUUAUACUAAUUUUAUAACUCUUAUAUAAUUGAUUUGUUAAAAAUAUGUAUGUCGAAAUAUUUUGAUUUGUUAUGUAUCGUUUAAGCGCUUUGACACUAUAAUCGUUUUUCUCCAACAUUUUAUGUUAAUGUAC